CGCGCGCUAGUCAUUGUUUGUACAACGCUCUUCACCGGGUCGGUAGCGGGCGUGUGUGUACGUAAAAAUAAAUUUAUAACAAGGAAUAUAAUAUGAUAAUAUGUAACAAAACCCAUCUCCAUCAGUGCAUUUGAACAAACACUACAGCGCGCUUGCGUAUGCGCACGCACUCACAGACGUCGAAGUAAACUCGCGUUAAACACAGUACUUAUCGUAACGGUGGUUCGACGUGUACAUCAUAUUAAUAUCAUAUUAUUAUAAUACCAUUAAACGACAAAAAUUGUUAUUAUAUUAAAAUAGUUACCUCGCGAUUGAAUAAUAUCAUGCUGGUACCCGGUGAAUUUCCUACGUCUACUCGCGGGUCACCGACUCCGUCUCCGCUGUAGUCGUUCGAGUGAUGACGAUCCCAGACACCCGCCAUGUGACGUAUCAGUUCGCCGACAUUUUGGACUCAAUGCAACGAUGACCGCGACCAGAUACUUUACCGUGGACUCGGUGGUCCAACAAGUACAGCCGGCAGCCUCCACCACACCUACCACAACCUCCACAACGACUAUAAACCUCAACACCGAGAUUCCGAGCCACGAACGCGAUGGUAUCGUGCAGGUUGUAGCUGGUUAUAACCGCGAUCGUGAACAAAUCGCCGCCACAGUCGAGUCCUCAUCUCUUCUCCAGCCUACCGCAGACAAUCAACCGACGUCCGUUCAUCACACUCCUUUUGUACAGGUGUUAACUACGAUGACGACGACGACGACGACGACAACGACGGCUGAGAUGAUAACAGCAAACUUGCCAUCCGGUGACGCUAAACAACAACUACUGUUAAAUCAGAAACGAUAUUCGGUCACAGACUUGAUGGACAAACUAUUAGAAGACAUAUACAGAGUAGGUGGUGGGGGCAGCGUUGCCUCUGAAUCUUCGACAGACCAGAUGAAUUGGAGUGAUAGCGGUGGUAGGCCAACGAUCUCUGCAAACAACGGAUGGUCCAAAAGACUAACAAGAAAAAGCGUGGAAGAGUUGUCUACAACGGUCGACCUGCUCAGGGACCAGUUGAAUGUGUGCUGUGAAGCGCUGGUGAAGGCACUGAAGAGAAGGGACAUUCUGAUAGCGCGCCGGGACGCAAAGUGCAACAUGAUCACAGCGCUGUUACACGCGUACUCCAUGAAACGAAACCGUCCGGUGUUUGAACCGUCAUCGCCGUCAUCUCGUCCGGGCGACUGCAAAUCGAGACGAACGAAAUAUUCCUUAUCAAAACACAUUUGGAAGACGGGCGAUGUGAUGAAUGGUUUGCUCAACACGUUGAAGAACAUUGCCAGUCUCAGUGAAGACACCAAAAUGAGAUUCAACAUGAAGCCUGGACCCGGUGAUAGUGACUUUGAACAGUGGCAGAGCGCUAUGAAAAUGGUCGCGAGACUUCCAGACGGCGUUCCGCAUGAAUUCCGAAACACGUUAUGGUUGACCCUGGCGGAAAAAUACUUGUCGUCCAGGAACGUAGAGUGGCCCAAGGUGGAACGGUUUUGCUUCAACGACACGACCAACCCGGAUGACGAAGAGCUGGGCGUACAAAUCGUAAAGGACCUGCACCGAACCGGUUGCAGCUUAUUUUGUGGUUCAUCUGGACUGGAAAACCAAGCGCUGCUGAAACGAGUACUCUUGGGGUUCGCUCGGUGGAACAAGGCAGUAGGAUACUGUCAAGGGUUCAACAUGUUGGCGGCGCUCAUACUGCAAGUGAUGGAAAAAAAUGAAUCUGACGCCUUAAAGGUAAUGAUAUACUUAAUCGAAGGUGUACUUCCCGAAGGUUACUUUGCCAAUAAUCUCAGGGGACUGUCUGUAGAUAUGGCUGUGUUCAGAGACUUGCUAAGAGUCAGACUGCAAAACCUAUCGAGACAUUUAGAUCGAUUACAGACUGAAUCAAAAGACUCCGGAACCAGCUAUGAACCACCCCUAACAAACGUAUUCACAAUGCAGUGGUUUCUUACACUGUUUUGUAAUUGUCUUCCCCAGCGUACGGUGCUUCGAGUCUGGGAUUUAAUAUUCCUUGAAGGAAGCACAGUGCUUUUGAAAACCGCCCUAGCUAUCUGGGAUGCUUUAUCCGAUCGGAUAAUGACAGUGACAAGUGCAGACGAAUUUUAUAGUAUUAUGGCUGUCCUCACCAGAGAAAUGCUUGAGUUCGGUUUAAUGGACGCUAACAAUUUAAUCAACACAAUCAGUACAAUGAACGAACUAGUCGAAGUCAAAGAACUCCGAGAAAGAUACAUGUACAAUAUAAAUCCAUGGGUCAGUCAUGUUGCGAAACGAGGACUGCGAUUGUUUUACACCGAGUCCGACGUUGAGGAGACAGACAGUGAUGAAGAUGUCGAUGGUAAAUCGUCGACGGUCACUGCGAACAACGAUCGAAAAAACGAAUUCAAAACCAAACACGACAAAUCCUGCAGAAGCAAUAGACAGCCGACUCCUAGUUUAGAAUCCGAAAGGGAAAAAGUUGCGUUAGACAUAUCGUCGUUAAAAAAACAAUAUAGCAAGCUCAAAGAAAGGCAAAAACAGGUCCAAGUUAUUUUAACGGCUGCGUGCAAUGGACAAAACUUUAUCGGGACCUCCAACUCUUCAGCGAUGAAUCAUUUGCUGUUCGGUAAAACGGCUCUGAGAUGCACAUCGAUCGGGCCCAUACCCGGAUCUAUACCACUAAAAUACAUACAAGAUGUCAAAAAACCAGAACCCAUAACAGAACCACGAGUCCGAGAGAAACGGACUGUAUCGUCAUCGUCAUCUUCAUCAACGUCCACCGAACUCUGCGAUGAUCCCGCGUCCGAUUGCUGCAGCGAACGGUCGGUCGAUGACGAUGGAUGCAACAGCCACAACGAAAACGGGGAUGGAAACGCUGAACUGGCCGUCGACGUUGUAGAAUGUCGUAUACCUGAUGUUAAAAGCGGCGACGACGAUGUCAGUGAUGUGAGUCUAGCUGAAAUGUUGAGAGCUAAUUCAGAAGUAUUAAGACGGAUGUGCAGAGGAAAAGCAGCAACAGAAGAUUUAGAAUUAGACUUAGAAGAACGGUUACCGGACUUGAUAAACAACAUCGAUAUGCUUGGCGAAUCCUUAACCACUGUAGAAACUUCAACUGCGAACGAAUCUAUAACUGCCGUUAAGAGUUCCACUAAUGACUUCCGAGAUUUGCUAACGGACGAAUUGCUGUCUACAACUGAGACUUCCACUACCAAUAAUUUUCAAGAGACUUUUGUGGACGAGUCAUUGUCUACAGCCGAAUGCGUUGAUCGAGCACAUUCACCACAACAACCCAAAGAAAACCAAGAUAACUUUGAAAAUUCUACUACGUCAGCACCGAAACCAUUUGCUCCGUUCCCUUCAAAAGUUAGGCAGCCAAAACGGCUCGGCAUCGAAUUGGGUCUAUACUCUGACGACAAUUGAUUUCUUCCUUUUUUUCUAUGAUUUAUUACAGAAUUUUAAACUUAAAAAAAACAAUCAUUGUUAAGUAUUUUUUUAUAAAAAAUUAUUGUUUUUGACAAUAAUUUAAAUAUUUUUAUUAUUUAUUAAUAUCGUCACCUCUUUCGAUUGAGUCGCAUUUUUUUUUUAAGUGACGAUUGAUGAUGAUCUUUUUAAACGUCUUUGGAAAAUUUACCACACAUGUGAUAUUUUGUAAAAAAAAAAAAACUAAAUCCGAUUGUUUCUCUUUGUAUGUGUAUUGUAUGUAUAUAUAAUAUACAAUACAAUUAAUUAUAAGAAUAUCAAUAAAUACAAGUAUUAGUAUGACGUAUUUUAAUAGGUAUAUAUAAUAAGCUUUAAAAGAUGUCGCCAAUCACAGUCAUCCUUGACAUUUCCCAGUGAUUGGGCUUCUUUAUUUUUGUGUUCUGGAGUAUUUUUAUCAUAAACCUAUAAUAAUAUUAUAUUAUAUUCAAAUUAUAUUUAUUUUUUGUGAAUCAAUAAUGAAUGACAUAAAAAAUAUGAUGCAUAUGUAUUGCUCAUUCUACAUAAAA
Molecule: messenger RNA, 3989 nt
Organism: Melanaphis sacchari
Lineage: Eukaryota; Metazoa; Arthropoda; Insecta; Hemiptera; Aphididae
Product: TBC1 domain family member 30
Exons: 13
Coding region: 463-3423 (986 amino acids)
Cellular component (GO): endoplasmic reticulum
Source: RefSeq, a predicted model, not a curated record